Messenger RNA from Didymodactylos carnosus, 2101 nucleotides. The record is from the annotation of a GenBank genome assembly. Lineage: Eukaryota; Metazoa; Rotifera; Eurotatoria; Philodinida; Philodinidae.
GGCCUAUUAGUAGGCUGUUACGUUCUCGAAGCCUUAUUACAAUCCAAUUUAGCCUGUAUGUAUGACCAGUUAUGUGUAAACACUUUGCAAUCAUAUAUAAGUACAAUUAACACCAGGGGUAAAAUCUACUCGAGGAGGCGAAGCACUGGCUGAACGAUUAAAGGUGAACAAUACUCUUACUCAACUGAAUCUUGCAUAGAACCGAAUAUCUACUCCAGGAUGCGAAGCACUGGCGGAAGCAUUAAAACUUAAUGAGACCCUCACUGAACUUAAUCUUGAAUGCAACCGGAUACGUGCUCGAGGAGGCGAAGCACUGGCUGGAGCACUGAAAGUGAACAACGCCCUCACUGAACUUAAUCUCCGCCGUAACCAGCUAUCUGAUUAAGGAGGCAAAGCACUGGCUGAAGCAUUAAACGUGAAUAACACUCUUAUCCAACUUAAUCUUGAACACAACCAAAUAUGCAGUAGGAAAGCUCUAGCUCAACCUAUCCCUAUCCUGAGCUAGAGCUUUCCUUACGAUUGAUACUUCAAUCAGUGGCUUGCCUUCUAUACUACAUAUUUGGUUGUGUUCAAGAUUACCUAUCCCUUGGCUGGAGCGAUAGAUCAGUGCCAUUAAACUCAGAAGAAUUCUCACGCAUAGCGAAGGACUCACGAAUUUUUUCUUUUAUUUCUUUAUGUUUUAUUUGUCUACUUAUUUUUUAUCCUUUUUCUGUAGUGUGAUUUUUCUCUUCUUUUGCUGAAGUGUGCUCAUGUGUCUUAUUUCUCAUAGAGCAGGGCAGCAUCAGACAAGUUAUGCUAGUAAUGGGACAUGUGCUGUGAGUUCGAGAACUAACUCAUUACUGAGAACGCUACUCUAAAGAGUCGGUUUGAGACAUGUCAAAAGUUCAUCUUAGAAAAGUUGUGAAUGCUUUGUUUUCCUGCCCAGGAUGUCCAAACGUGCAAAAAAGCUCUCUAACUCACGAGGGAACAUAUGCAAGUGAUAAAUCGUUUUUGACCUGGAAUGUAGUCGGUUAACACCAAAUAUUAAUUUAUAACUAAUUAAUAAGAUAGUAAUCGAUUGUAAUCGACACCGCUGAAUCCGAAUAUCAACAUGAUACGGGCUUAUGAUGCUUCUAGACACCGUUUUCUGCAAAACCAGGUUUCCGGAGUCAAAAGAAAUGUUCUGAUCGUUGUAGAGGACAUCGAAAAACCUAUCAAAAACUAGCUUUGAGAAUUUUGGAAGUGUUUUUGACCGAGUUCAUAAACAUACAACAAGUAAAAGUCACGUGCACAAUGGCGAAAAUCAGUUCGCGUUUGGCAGCUUCGACUUUGACCUUCCGCAGGCCAAUUUCAAAACAAUCGAAAGAGGAAACAGAUACAUGAAAGUUCUGCUCGCGAACCGUCGGUUUCUUGACGAAAAAACCUGAAGUUGUUGUGGGGAAACAUCUGUUUCUUCCCGAGAAAUCAUCAGGUUUUGCUGGAGAAACAUCGGUUUCUCGACGAAAAAACAUCAAGCGAUUCCGGAGAAACAUCGGUUUCUUCACGAAAACACAUGAAGUUCUGCUGGAGAAGAAUCGGUUUCUUGACGAAAAAACCUGUAGUUGUUGUGAGGAAACAUCAGUUUCUUCACGAAAAAACAUAAUGUGCUUGCGGAGAAACAACGCUCUCUGCAGAAAAAAAACAUAAAGUUGUUCUGGAGAAACACCUGUUUCUUCACGAAAAAACAUGAAGUUGUUGUGGAGAAACAUCGGUUCCUGCAGGAAAAAACAUGAAGUUCUGCUCGAAAAACAGCGGUUUCUGAAAGCUCUAAUAAAAAUCUAUCUCCAAUUUUAUUUUUCUAGUUAGAGAACUCAUUUUAAUGCCGUUUUACUUCUACUUAUAGUUGUAUAGAAUGGCAGAGGAUAUAGCUCGUUUACAACGUGUUAUUAGAGCUUUGUUCGAUUUGAAACUGAUCAAUGGAACGUUAACUGCUUUACAAGAAUUAGAUCGAAGUGAAAAAUUAAAAGAACAUUUUAAAUAUACAACUCAAAUACUAGCAAUGAAAGGGAAAUCCUGUUUGGAUGCCCAAAAUAAUGAUUUAGCUGCUGUUGGUUUUCGAUACCACGUUGUCUUAAAUUUAUGA